UUAUUUUCUUCUUCUGAAUAUCUCUCCACAAAUUAAAUGAAGCCACGACCGACAUAAACAAAGUGGAAACAAUUACAGUAAUUCAAACACAUGCAAACAAAAAAACUCGAGUUAAUUAUUACUAACAUGUUUUAGUACUUCUGAGAAAAAAAGAAAAAAACAGGAUCCGCUGUGUCUUUUUUAUAAUGAUGAAGUUCCUCGCUUUCAACGCCAACCAAAAACCUCCAGAAAGCUAAUUAGGGAAACAUUUGAAAAAACUCAGUGAUCUGCUCUUCUCUCUAAUUGCAAUGGAUUCAUUGAGAUUAAUAUCUAAGAGCAUCAAGAUUGAAGGAACCCCAUUUGGUUCCUCUCACCAACGCAAUCAAAUUUUCCUCAAAUCCGUCGCUUUCUUCCUUUUGAUCGGUCUCGCUUACCGUUUUCUCAUCACUAAUUCCACCGUCUCUCCGGUUCCCACCGUUCGAUCCUCGCCGGAAUCUCUCCCGCCGGAUCCUUCAGGUCUCACUGCCAUCACUCAAACUUCAGCCUCUGUCGAUUCCCCAGCAAACAUCACAACCAUUGCUUCACAGAAUGUUUCAACCAAGUGUGAUAUCUUUAUCGGGAAUUGGGUACCAGACCCAUCAGGGCCAAUCUACACCAAUGUCUCUUGCCGUCAUAUCCAAGAUUACCAAAAUUGCUUGAAAAACGGAAGGCCAGAUGUGAAUUACCUUCGAUGGAGAUGGCAACCUCGCGAUUGCGAUCUCCCGAGGUUUAACCCUGAGCAAUUCCUUGACAAUAUGAGGAACAAAUGGUUGGCUUUUAUCGGUGAUUCCAUCUCUCGUAACCAUGUCCAAUCCCUCCUCUGCAUUCUCUCUCAGGUAGAAGAAGUAGAAGAUAUCUUCCAUGACAAGGAAUACAAAUCAAGGAUCUGGAGAUUCCCUUCUUACAACUUCACACUCUCUGUCAUUUGGUCUCCUUUCCUUGUAAAAGCUGAAACCUUUGAGAACGGAGUUCCUUUCUCAGACAUUCGAGUACACCUCGACAAGCUAGACCAGAAAUGGACUGAUCAGUACAUCAAUUUCGACUACGUUGUCAUCUCCGGUGGAAAAUGGUUCCUCAAAACAACAAUCUUCCAUGAAAACAACACCGUAACCGGAUGCCAUUACUGCCAAGGGAAGAACAAUAUGACCGAACUCGGUUAUCUAUACUCGUACCGAAAGGUUCUUCAUUUGGUUUUAGACUUUGUCGCUGAACCGAACCAUAAAGCUCAGGUUCUCUUCAGAACAACAACACCUGAUCAUUUCGAGAAUGGAGAGUGGGACUCUGGUGGUUUCUGUAACCGAACAAUGCCGUUUACGGAAGGCAGCGAAGGAGAGAUGAAGAGCGAGGAUGUAUCGAUGCGUGAUAUCGAGCUUGAAGAGUUCUAUAAGACUACUACUACACAACAAGAAGGUUCCAAUUCAAACAUUGUAUUACUUGACACAACUUCAAUGUCGCUUCUCCGACCAGAUGGACAUCCGGGACCGUACCGGUAUCCAAAUCCUUUCGCUGGGCUGAAGAACAAGGAGCUGAAUCAGGUUCAGAACGAUUGUCUUCAUUGGUGCUUACCCGGUCCGAUUGAUUCAUGGAAUGAUCUAAUGGUCGAGGUGAUGCUUAACCGGGAACGGCAAAGACGAGAAUAGCCUCUCGACUUCACGUGCUGUUGUUUUCUAAUUAGUUUGUUUGUUUGCUCGUAAAAAAGCCCAUUUAUUAUUGGACCUUCCGUGGGUCCAAAUACAAGCACUGUCGUUUUUUGAUGUGGGAAUGAAACGCCGUGUCGUUUUACUUCCUCAGCCAACGUUAACAUUCAGGAAAAAUGGGCCACGGAACCAAAUGUUUAAACAUUAAUAACGAUGCAAAAGUUUCCAAAACUUGUAAAUCGGCCAUCAUUCAGAUCUGCAUAACAAUGGCCUAUAAAAUUAUUGAGCCGCCUCUCAUGACGUAGGCCAUUUAGUUGUUACUAUCACAUUCAACACGUAUUGGUAUUUCAAUUUGGUGGUACCUACCAUUUCACAGUGAGCGUUACUUCCUCCUCUCCAUCUUCGGUAAUUGAAUGACACUUAUAGUUAUAGCUUAUUAUUCGUCUAUUUCUUCUGGCAAAAGUCAACUAUCAGUAUAC
Messenger RNA from Arabidopsis thaliana (thale cress), 2134 nucleotides. RefSeq names its product TRICHOME BIREFRINGENCE-LIKE 25 (gene TBL25). Gene Ontology annotation, molecular function: transferase activity; O-acetyltransferase activity. Lineage: Eukaryota; Viridiplantae; Streptophyta; Magnoliopsida; Brassicales; Brassicaceae. Gene Ontology annotation, cellular component: membrane. The record is from RefSeq and is marked reviewed. Bases 288 to 1658 code for a protein of 456 amino acids. The transcript has 3 exons.